AUGCAUCGACAAUCAUAUCAUCAACAGCCAAUAGCAAUACCGACAUUGCAAACGCGAUACCGCCCAGUAACUAACAGCGUGCCUGGUGUUGUUCCCGGCAUUUUCGGUGCUGCACAAUUAAUUCUCUGCAUAGGUAUAGUUAGUCUCGAAAUAUUAAGUAUAUAUUAUGAUCCUGGUCGAGGUACUGUUUAUGCUGGUUUAUGGUGUUCAGUUGUGUUUUCCAUCACUUGGAUAUCUAUGUUUUGUUAUCUAUGUUGUGGUAAGUCAUCAGGAUGUGGAAUUUAUCUGGUUAUUCAAAAUACAAUUAACUCGAUCUUUACCAUCAUACUUAUGAUAUUCACUUCCCGUUUUGUUAAAGAUCCUUGUUUAUGUUACGAUGCUUUAUGUUUCGUGCCUAAUUGGAAUCAUUUUUACGAUGAUGAUGAUGAUGAUGAUGAUUAUAAUUAUUUUUCACAAUUAUGUACUUCAAGGACAUUACGAAAAUUACCAGCACUCAAAGGUCUUCUUGCUUGUGCUAUUUUAAUGCUCAUUUGUAAUAUUUUAUUCAUUGUUAUACAUUCAAUUGUUGUGAUUCGAUUACGUCGUAAGGCAAGAUCUAAUACUCGACAACAUGAUGUUGUGUAUCAUCAACAAUCCGCAGCUGUACAAUUAGGAAGUCCACCACCGUAUCAGCCAUCUGCUAUGACCUAUUCCCCUCAUCCACAUCAAUAUUUAUAUCCAGUUCAAGAUAUACAAACAGCAUCACAACAGCCAUCAGCACCACCACCUUAUGAAAUCUAUUCAAACAGAUAUUGA
This is a messenger RNA of Rotaria sp. Silwood1, 795 nucleotides long. The record is from the annotation of a GenBank genome assembly. Lineage: Eukaryota; Metazoa; Rotifera; Eurotatoria; Philodinida; Philodinidae.